UUCCGGGGCGGCUGCGGGAGCUGUCAUGGACGAGGGGGCGGAGGCCGCGGGAGGCCUGCCGCGCCGGCCGGAUACUUACUGAGCGACCCCGGGACCGGCUGGACCACCACGACGACGACAUAAAUCUCUCCCCGGGACCCCCGCAGCGGACAUGGAUGACAGCAAGGGAGUUGGAGGCAAAGUCAAGAAGCCGGGGAAACGGGGCCGGAAGCCAGCCAAGAUUGAUCUGAAGGCAAAACUCGAGAGGAGCAGGCAGAGCGCGCGAGAGUGCCGGGCCAGGAAGAAACUGAGGUACCAGUACUUGGAAGAAUUGGUGUCCAGCAGAGAGCGAGCGAUCUGUGCCCUCCGAGAAGAACUGGAAAUGUACAAGCAGUGGUGCCUGGCCAUGGACCAAGGAAAGAUCCCUUCGGAAAUCCAGGCCCUGCUCACCAGCAGUGAGGAGCAGAGCAGGAUCCAGCAGGAGUCCAGCAAGCAGCCCAAGGUGGGCAAGGCAGAGACGAGUAACAACCCCUCCUGGUGAAGAUGCCAUCCUCGGCCAUGCUCGGCUCUCAGGCCGAACAUCAGAAGACCACUUGCCACCCAAGAGCCACCUCUGUAAAGAAGCGGGCCACGCCGAAGCCAGUGGUUGCCAGAGGGGAAGUGACACACUUUGACCAGCAGCGAGAAGAAAGUGUCAGAACGUCUGCGGAGGCUCGGUCCAGUCUGCUGCCAGGUGACCCCCUACCAGCGCCCGGAAACCCCGCCGGGGAUCGGAGAACUGUCAACUCCAACUCCACGUCUCCAUUGGAUUUUGUCGUACGGUGUCAUUUCCUUGCCUUCCGCCUUGUCGAUCUUCUUUCCCAAUGGCCCAAGAGGCCCUUUUUUUUUUUUACCCCCAGGGCCGCAAUUGUUUUCCUGCAGAGGCCACGCUGGCUCCUCGGAGGCCCCCAGUUGGAGCUGGGAGUGCAUAUUAAUGGCUCCUCCUGUUUGUAUUUUUGGAGCGCACAGUAGCAUCUCUAUGGAUGCAUAUACAGGGGGACGUCGGUGUAAAAAGCUGACUGGGGAGCCUCCAUUUCUAACCUCGUAAACUGUGGCAACAGAGUAGGGGAAACGCCUCGCGGGUUGCGGCCGAUCUGGUCAGCAAAGUUAGCAAGAAGUUGUUUUCCACAUAGGGCACUCUGUCGAGUGUGCAUGCAUGUGUGUGAAGAAUGUUCCCCCAAUUUUCUCCAGCCAAGCCAAGCCUGUCCGGAGGAUCGUUCUGGAGGCCGGGGGCGGGGAAGGACGGUUCAGUUUGGCUGCUGCUGCUCUGAGCUCCUAUUUCUACCUCGAGAGGUCUUUCCUGAAAUGAAGUUGGGCUCUAGAUGCUGCUAGAAUGAGAGAGUGUGUGAGAGAGAGACAGAGAGAGUGAGAGAGAGAGAUAUGAAUGAAUUUCUUGGCAAGGGCCAAAGCUAACUACCGACUGGGGCAGUCAGGUGAGCUGGGAAAGGAAACCCAGUUGGGUCCACUGGGGAGGUUUUCUUUCCUCCAGGCGUGCUCCCAGGAUGGGGCUCAUCCCAGCCUCUUUCCCAGGGAGUUGAGUUUGGGAGCCGGGAAGCAGGCCGGGCUUGGGAAAUGGUUUUGAAUUCUUUACUUGGCUCCUUCCAAAGCUCUCAGCACAGCUGGGCUUGUCUUUGAAGCGAUUCUCCAGAGGAAACUCUAUCUUGGAGCCCAGACCCGCCCAGGGCAGACUUACAGCCUGGCAAAAGCUGGGCACAGGCGAGGACCGGGCCAGGCAGGACCCGGGAAAGCCUGGCAUCCCACGAGGCAUCAGGGACCCCGAGCAGAAAGUUCCUUUUCUGUGACCGGAAGGUGUGCACAGAAGUCACCAGAGCCACCGUGAUGCGAUUCCCUUGCCAGAGAAGAUCGGUGGAAUUUUCACCUUCCCCUGAAGAGGGUCGGGCUUUGGUCCAGGCUGCUCACUGUCUGCCCUCGAGUGUGAGGAAACCCUCGUUUGGUCAUCGGUGGACUGCUUUAAUCAAAAGCCCAGCCGUGUUGAUCCCUUCUCGGGGAGGACUUUCCUUCUGUUUGGCCAGGGCAGGGACCAGUUAUCAGAGACCUCUGGAUCAUUUCCUUACCUGUUCAUUAGGGAGCGGAAUUGCAAAAGCCCCAGAAUUCCCCACCUACUGUAGAAAAAGGUGAGGAAAAUCGGCCAGUUCGGCUCUCCUAAGCUGUGUCCUUCUGUGGGCAGAGUCCUGGGGGAGUUUAUUUAAAUACACCCCCCUUAAAAAAAAAUUUUCUUACUUUAAUGCCGGGCUGUCAGCUUCCAGGUCUAAUUUAUCACUGCAUCCGAGCAAUGGCAGAGCUCCCUUAUACAGUUUGAGCAAACUAUCUCCCCACUGGGAAGUAGUCCUUUAAGGCAGUGUUUCCUCAACUGGGGGCAGGGAGAGACUCCCCAGUUCAGCUACGACAGACUGCUCCUUCUCACAUCGGUGAACGUCUGUGUUUUAGGGGCGAUAUUGUCUCCUAAAACAGCCACUGAGCCAAGUAGGUCGCCCUCAGAUUAAAUCGGUCACGACUGGACACUGGCACAAUGGAUAGCCAUUGAAUUUGGUUCAGAUCAAGACUGGGAAAUAGGAGAACUUAAUUGCAACAUUCACAAGAAAUCUGUUGGGUAUAUUUCAGUUGGAAAAAAAGGGUCCUGCAUCAGUUUUAAGCUGCAUUCUUUUUUUCUAAACAAAAUGAGAUUUCGGGGGUAUCAAAUGUUUUUCUUCCUCUGAAGAGCACUGCACAUCCAUCUUUAUCAAACUGAAAGCCUGGAGGGAAGGAAAAGAUGGUCUCUUUCCCUAAACUGCAUGUCUCAAAAUAUUACUUCCCGGCACGAGUGCAGGAUUUAAGAUGGAGUGGUCAGUGUUAGCUUAAGGGAAGGAUAUAGCCAACUCUGCACUGGGUUGUUAAACCCCCAAAAUGAUUGCACUUGGAAUGAUUGACUCGCUGGUCCACAGAGAAUUCUGACCUAAAUGGGGUUGAGGCGGGACCCUUAACUGUAGGGGGGUCCAUUGAUGGUCCCUGACAAGCAGUGUGGACAGUCAAACCCGGUUGGUUUCCCAAGGGAUCGAACCCAGGCCGAGGGCAAAAACGGACAAGGCUCUUCAGACCCAGGUCAGGAAGCUAAACAUCCUCCCGGGACUGCAGGACUGGGCCACAGAGGGAUUUACGCUUCUUCACUUGGCUGGUCUCCUCAACAAGCAGUGAGCAAAACAGAGCAAGAAAUUCUGGGAAGCAAAUAAGGUGGGACCAUUUCAGGCCAGUCUUAACCAGUGGGGGAGCGUCAAGCCUGGGACAGACACCCACAACCCAGAUCGGAAUUGGGAAUAAUCUUGAACAGGUCAGAUUUGCAGGGGUUAGGCCUGGGUGUACUCUGUCCGUGAACCUUAAACUCGACAGAAUAUUGGUCCCAUGACCCGGGAGAGGCUGAGUCUUUUAGAUGGUCCAUGGGCUCUGGCUGCACCCACGGCAUGAGUUCCUUGUCCAGAGAAAGAAUGGGGACCCAUGGAGGAUGGUACUUACUUGUAAAGCCCAAGCAAUGACCAUCCUUGCGUCUCCAGCCCUGGAAAGGAGGGGCUGACCGGGUCUGCCCAAACACGACUGGACUUGGCUUUAGAUCGGCCUUCCUUCCCCCUAACCCGUGGGGACCCACGUUCUCAUUCAGGCCUCCCAGGGGACCCCGAGGUGAAGGCUGGAGUUUGGGACACGUGUCAGUGGCCCCGGGGGCCGCCUGCCUGAGAGAAACCACCACUGGAAAUCUAUGACCCAGCGGUGUCCCCCAAGCCCGUGGGUAUCAGUUGAUUCUCAGUAAAAACAUUUCUGCUUUUGUGUGGGUACCACCGACCCCCCGCCAGGCCCUGAAACACCAGGCUCCCCCAGACCCCUGCUGUCUUGCCUUUCUAAUGACAUGCCUGAGGUUUCAACUCUGCCUUUCUGCAUUAUGCCCCGACUGACCUUUCCUCACUUUUCCAUUUUCAUUGGCAUUUUCUGUUUCUGACCAAGUGGAAUGAGUGUUCAGCGCUCUGCACCCUGUGGGUGCUCAAUAAAGUAUUUGUGGACUGAC
Molecule: messenger RNA, 4066 nt
Organism: Ornithorhynchus anatinus (platypus)
Lineage: Eukaryota; Metazoa; Chordata; Mammalia; Monotremata; Ornithorhynchidae
Gene: CREBL2
Product: cAMP responsive element binding protein like 2
Exons: 4
Coding region: 152-520 (122 amino acids)
Biological process (GO): regulation of DNA-templated transcription
Cellular component (GO): nucleus
Molecular function (GO): DNA-binding transcription factor activity
Source: RefSeq, a predicted model, not a curated record